Enterobius vermicularis (human pinworm) is the source of this 339-nucleotide messenger RNA. The record is from the annotation of a GenBank genome assembly. Lineage: Eukaryota; Metazoa; Nematoda; Chromadorea; Rhabditida; Oxyuridae.
AUGGAUUGCUUGCGUAGUUUCGGUCAUCGGGAUCUUUCUCAGAAGCUUACGCUGUUUGAUGAAAAGUUUGAGGCUUUUUUUCAAAUGCUUGGGGCUCUUUUCAUUCAGCGAGUUCGCAUGCCAGUAUACGACCGAAUUGCACUGGAAAUGCGCCUGGAAACUGGCAGUACGAUAAGCUCCGCCACUAUCGUUUUUUAUUUUAAAGCCUUCCGGGAUGUAUGCGUCUCUUACUUUAACGCGCAUCCUGUUAAGUUAGGCGGACCAGGCAAAGUCGUCACGAUUGAUGAGACGGCUUUGGCCCGCAGAAAAAAUAAUAAAGGAAGGCAUGUUCCACAUUAG